This is a messenger RNA of Brugia pahangi, 1341 nucleotides long. Lineage: Eukaryota; Metazoa; Nematoda; Chromadorea; Rhabditida; Onchocercidae. The record is from the annotation of a GenBank genome assembly.
AUGGCUGAAGGAACCCUUGGAACUGGUAAAUUUAGUACUGCAUUCAGUACUGCAAAAGCUGUCUUUGAUGUCGUGAAAAAACCGGAAGUACAACAGAGGUUGAUUGCAGCAAGUAAAAAUGAAGCUGUUCGAUCAGCAAUUUCAUCUCUUGCUAAAAACGAAGCUGUGCGUAAAGUUACCCUGAAUGCUCUACAAGAUGAAAAGACUUUGAAAACAGCAUAUGAUAUUGCUCAGGCCUGUGACAAGCAACAACAACAGAAACGUCUUGUAAAAAAAGAUAGUAUACCAGCUGAUAAAUUUGUCAACCAUGCUGGGACUUCCAAAUCCAUUGUAAACAAAGCGCCGACAUCAGUAUAUCCUUCACUUCCUCCAUCGCAAGAUUAUGCAUCUGAUAUUAAUUCUAAAACUGCUGAUAAAUUUGCAGUCAUGCCUAGUCAGUCAAUUUCAUACGAUAUCUUUCAAUCUAAUUUCGCUUCGGAAGCGAAUGCAUUUAUGACAACGAAUCAAGAACAGCAGCCGUAUGGUUAUGCAAAAUUUCAAUUCCUUGCGUCACAUUUUGAUGAACUUUCUGCAGAACCAUCGGAUAUGAUUGUUUUGGAAAAAAAGGUAGAUGAUCAGUGGGUCUAUGCGCUCAAUAAAAGAACUGGUCAAAAAGGAAUUAUGCCACUUUUGUACAUUGAUGUAAAAAUUCCUCUUCCCACAUCAUUAACCUCGUCGACUUCUCAAAUACCAUAUCGUGUGAUUGCUUUAUACGAUUUUGAUAGUAGCGUAUCAGGAGAUCUUACGUUCCGAGCAAAUGAUGAAAUUUAUGUUGUGGAAAAGAUUAAUGACGAUUGGUUAUGUGGUAAGAUUGGAGUACGCCAAGGUAUCUUUCCUGCUAAUUAUGUUCGGGAAAUUACCGUUCCGUUAACAGCACCUUCUGAACCCAUAAGUUGUUAUACAUCAGCGGAAUAUAUCAGUGCUUUAUAUGAUUAUAACAGUGACGUUGAAGGUGAUCUAAUUUUUAAAGCAGGCGAUCAGAUAGAAGUACUAGAAUGGGUAAACGAAGAUUGGUUGAGAGGUAAGCUGAAUGGAAAAAUUGGCUUGGUACCACGCACUUAUAUUGAAAACUGUAGCAGCAAAAUUGAUGCUGGAAAACAUUUAAAUAUUACGAAUACAAUUGUCACUGCAAAAAAUGAUUAUUAUAAUAAUGCAAAAGACCAUUUAUGCUUCUCGAGGGGAGAUCAAAUCGAAGUGAUUGAGGAGAUUGAUGGUAAUUGGUUGAAAGGAAAACUGUUGCUGAAUAUGAGUAAUACGAAAUCCUUCCCGGUGGGAUUAUUUCCAAAGUCGGCCAUUUUAUGA